GGGAACUCACUUUGUCUUUGAAGGGCUCAGCUCUGUUCUGUGCAGGUUUUUUUUUCCAGGGUGGAGGGGAAAAUGGAAAUUUCAAUUAGAGUCAAUUAGUGAAAAAGUGUUCCUAGUUGGUAACCUGGUAUUGGCAUUGAUAUUUUCAUCUCAUUUGCUGGCAUCAGCACAGUGCUAGCCUCAGGGGAGUAGAGGAAGAGGGAGAUGCAGGAAUAGGAAGUGCACUGAGUGUCAACAUUAGACUUCUGCCUGGAUGAAUGCUGAUUUGUAAACUUAUGAAGAGGACCUUGAAGUGCCCUUCUGCAGUGAAAGCCUAAAAUACCACCUUGCAACUACAGAACAUCUCUGCACAUGAAUGAGAAGCAUCUGAAUAUAUAGUGGGACAGGUUACUUGUAUGAACAAUUCUAAAGCUGUGGGAUAGUGAAUGCUGUGGAAAUGAACUGUCUCAGUGGAUGUGACUAUUUGACUUUGGGGAAAAGUGCAUAAGGUUGUUUUAAAAAAAGAGGUGUUGUUUAACAGGGGGGGUUUUCUGAAGGAUUUUUCUGCUAAUCUGACCUACGUAAGUGAGAAAACUUUUUUAUGAAGAUAAGAAAACAGAGAAUGUAUUCAUAAUCAAGGUGUUAUACUUUCAUAGCUAAGGUGUGAAACGUUCUUGGAGUGGAAAGAAUUUUGUAGCUUCAGCUAGAAAUUAUCUUGGCAUUUUCUGUCAGUAGGGCAGAAUUGCAAGAGUUUAUUAAUCUUCUCUAUUGUAAGAAUGCAGCUUGAUUUUUUCCUGAGGAAAAGCACAAACAAUACAAAUAAAUGACCUGCACCUGUUUCCAUUUCUUCAAACUUCUAUUACUUUUUCCAUCCCUUUUUGAUAGUACUUGAAUGUCCCCAGGAUUGGGAGUAUUCCAGGAGAAUUUUGUUCUGCAGUACAGUUGGCAUUAAAAAGGAGCAUCUUUUCAAUGUGAUUUAAGAGUGCAAUUCUGAAGAGCACUAACUUUUAUUUUUGGUGAAUAAUUUUGUGAAGAUUAAGAAAUACAUCCAUGUCUCUACACGGACUUUUAAGGGAAGGACAAGAAGGUCAUUCCAGGAUCCUAACAAGAUUCAGCCAAAUCCUUCACAAUGUCUCAUCCACAGUACUUCGUUCCAUUCCAAAGAGACGCUCUCGAAAUAACCCACGUCAAGCAUGGUCUGAUGAAAUCAUGCAUCAGGAUAUCGCUCCCCUCUGUGCUGCAGAUAUUGAGGACCAGUUAAAGAAACAAUUUGCCUACCUGUCAGGUGGACGAGGGGAAGAUGGUAGCCCUGUUAUCACAUUUCCAGACUACCCAGCUUUCAGUGAGAUCCCAGAGAGAGAGUUUCAAAAUGUUCUGACCUAUCUCACAAGCAUUCCAAGCUUGCGAGAUGCUGGAAUUGGAUUUAUCCUUGUCAUAGAUCGUAGGCAAGACAAAUGGACCUCAGUGAAAGCCUCGAUCCUGCGAAUAGCGGCAUCUUUCCCAGGAAACCUGCAGCUAGUCCUUGUUCUACGCCCAACAGGAUUUUUCCACCGAACUCUCACCGACCUUGCCUUCAGAUUCAACAGAGAUGAAUUUAAAAUGAAGGUACCUAUCAUAAUGUUGGGCUCAGUAACAGAACUUCAGCGUUACGUUAGUAAAUCGCAGCUAACAGAAGACCUCGGUGGCAGUCUAAAUUAUUCCCAUAGCAGGUGGCUGUCUCAUCGCACUGCUAUAGAAAAUUUCGCCCUAAUGGUUAAGGAAACAGCUCAAACCCUUCAGUCCUUUGGGACUGAACUGGCUGAGACAGAACUGCCAAAUGAGGUGCAGUCAACCAGCAUCCUUCUUGCCACACACACAGAAAAGAAGGAUAAAAUGAAGGAAGACAUGAGAUUAGCAAUAGAACAGGGACAUGAUAUCCUUGCAAGUAUCACAGAGCCAAUGACUGAAAACCCUGACUACCAACUGAACCAAGAUCAGCUUGACAAUCAAACCACAGUGGAAAGGCUUCUGGCUCAGUUAAAUGAAACUGAGACUGCCUUUGAUGAAUUUUGGGCUAAACAUCAGCAAAAACUCGAGCAGUGUCUUCAACUUCGUCAUUUUGAACAGAAUUUUAGAGAGGUCAGAGCAGCUUUAGAUAUUGUGUCCGAAAGGCUAUCUGCUUUCACAGAUGUGGGAAACAGUUGCUCACAUGUGGAGCACAUCCUGAAGGACCUUGCUAGCUUUGAAGAAAAAUCACAUGAAACUGUAGAAAAAGCCAGAGUGCUUGUCUCUGAAGGAGACCGGUUUAUUCAAAGCGAGCAUUAUGCUGUGGACUCCAUUCUUCCAAAGUGCAAUGAACUCCAGCAUCUCUGUGAUGCAUUUACUACAGAGACAGACAAGAGGAAAAAUCUACUCAACAAAUCUCUGGAACUACAUAGCCUAUUAGAAAAGUCUAUGAAGUGGUGCAAUGAUGGAAUCUACUUGCUGGCUUCACAGCCUGUGGACAAAUGCCAGUCCCAGGAUGGUGCAGAAUCAGCUUUACAGGAGAUUGAGAAAUUCCUGGACACUGGUGCCGACAACAAAAUUGAAGAACUGAAUAAAAUAUGCAAAGAAUAUGAAACCAUCCUUAACCAGGAGUUAAUGGAGCAUGUGCAGAAAGUUUUUCAGAAGCAGGAGAGCAUGGAAGAAAUGUUUCAAAAGAGACAAGUGAGCCUUAAGAAACUGGCAGCUAAACAGACCCGUCCAGUUCAGCCAGUGGCACCUAGACCUGAGGCCUUUGUAAAAUCACCUUGUACCUCGCCAGGUCUUCGAAGAGACUAUGUAACCAGCCCAGAAAGUAAUAUGAUUCCAAGAACGAACUACCGAAGAACAAAAAGUGAAAUGAGUGAAAUGCAACAAAGCAGAAGUGGAUCAGUGAUGGAUGAUGAAGAAAACCUAGCUGUGUUACGGAGGCAUGUAAUUAAUGAACUUAUUGAAACAGAACGAGCAUAUGUGGAUGAGCUUCUAUGUGUUCUUGAGGGGUAUGCUGCUGAGAUGGACAACCCCUUAAUGAUGCAUCUUAUGUCACCAGGACUCCAAAAUAAGAAGGAUAUUUUGUUUGGGAACAUGGAGGAAAUUUAUCACUUUCACAACAGAAUAUUUGUGAGAGAACUGGAAAAUUACAUCGAAUACCCUGAGCUGGUUGGAAGAUGUUUUCUGGAAAGGAUGGAAGAUUUCCAGAUUUAUGAAAAAUAUUGUCAAAACAAGCCCCGAUCUGAAAGUUUGUGGAGGCAGUUUUCAGACUCAGUAUUUUUUCAGGAAUGUCAAAGGAAACUUGAUCACAAGCUGAGUUUGGAUUCAUACUUACUGAAGCCUGUUCAAAGAAUAACCAAAUAUCAGUUACUUCUAAAGGAAAUGCUGAAAUACAGUAAAAACUGUGAAGGUGCUGAAGAUCUGCAGGAGGCAUUAACCUCCAUACUAGGUAUUCUCAAAGCAGUCAAUGACUCCAUGCACCAGAUUGCCAUUACUGGCUAUGAUGGAAACCUCAAUGAACUGGGUAAGCUGUUAAUGCAGGGAUCUUUCAGCGUAUGGACCGAUCACAAAAAGGGCCACUCAAAGGUGAAGGAUUUGGCACGAUUCAAGCCAAUGCAACGACACCUGUUCCUCCAUGAGAAGGCAGUGUUGUUCUGCAAAAAGCGAGAAGAAAAUGGAGAGGGAUAUGAAAAGGCACCUUCCUACAGUUAUAAACAUUCCUUGAAUAUGACAGCUGUUGGCAUAACAGAGAAUGUUAAAGGUGAUGCAAAGAAAUUUGAAAUCUGGUAUAAUGCCAGGGAAGAAGUUUACAUCAUACAGGCACCCACUCUUGAAAUUAAAGCUACCUGGGUAAAGGAAAUUAGGAAAGUGCUAACUAGUCAACUGCAGGCAUACAGAGAAGCUAGUCAACACAGAACAUUAGAACAGACGCACAGUUUACCUCUUCCUGCUUCAUCUUGUACAAGUCCUUCAAGGAAUCAGACAAGAAACCUCAAAAAACUAGAAGAAAGGAAAACUUAUCCUACGAGUCCAGAAGGUUAUAUCUUGCCAAAGUAUCCUGAGAAAGGCAAAGAAACUUCAACUCCUACUGCUAAAAGCCAGACAUUGCCAAUGAUCCUUCUAACAGGACCAGCUUCACCUACCAGCCCUGACAAAAAAGCUAAGCGGCAUGAAGUAAAGAGUGAUCCAACUCCUGUUGGUUUAAGAGGUUGGAGUAAAACAUCUCAUUCACUUGAUGCUUCUGAAGAAAAUGAUGGCUGGUCUAGUGCUGAAGACCCACUUAAUUCAUCAGAUGCAGAAGAAGAAGUUGUAGGAGGGGGAGGAGAGAUGAAACUGACUCCUGGUAAAUACACUGUUGUGACUGACUAUGACAAAGGAAGCUCUGAAAGUUUUACAGUGAAAAGUGGUGAUGCUGUUCAGCUGAUCCGUGAAGGGGAAGAUAGACUUUGGUAUGUAAAGAAUCUGACUAGCGGUAGGGAAGGUUGGGUCCCAGCCAACAAUCUAUUGAUGCUCAUAGGCAACUCAAAAUCUGCACAGUCUCUAAGCAGCUCUGAAUCAGGCACUGCUUCCAGUAUUUUGAGCUCAUCAUCAAGUUGCAGUGAUAGUUGCAAUGUUAGUAGCACCAGCUUUUCGGACCUUAAGGGCUAAUGUUAAAAUUUCAUCGAACCUCCUGUGAACUUUCAGUAUCCUGUGCAGACUUCUGAGUAUUGGGGAACCAGCGUGCGUGUCCCUGUUGUAUGUUUUAAAUGGUGGCUUACAAAGCAUCCCUAGGAAGAUCUCACUGGAAAGUAUGUGGAGUGUGAAUACUAUAAAUGAAACAAAAAAAUGAUUGGAAAAAGGCUCUUCAAGAAGCUUCUCAUUUGAAGCCUGAAUCUCAACAGUUACUAGCACAACACACCUUUUCCCAAGUCAAAUUUCUACGGAGAAACAUUGUUUUGCAACUAUCAGAAACAAAACAAUAGAAAUGUGUUCAGUGGCAAAUACUAUUGUAAAGUAAUAAAUUGGUAAUCACUGUUUUAUAUACAAGUUAGGAUAAUAAAUCUAGAGUUUACUAUUCAUUCUCAAUCCUUCCUUUAAAUACAGUUCUGAGUUAAUGCAGUGCAGGAGUAGUUUUUCUAGUAACCGGGAAUUAAAUUUUGGCCUAGCUGUUCUCGUGUUGUCUUGCAUUUUAACACCAUGUAUUCUGCAGUAAAAUACUUUCCAGCUAUGCUGCAAAAUAAAUGGACUACCCCGAUUUAUAAAAGUAUCAAAAGAGAAGACCAUUUUAUCUUUUCCAACUUUUAAAACUGUGCAAUGGCUAUUUUUAGGUAUUUUGGUCUCUUAAAUUCUUUACAAGAAUCACUGUGUUCACAUAACAUUAGUAAUUUAAUAGCAUGUUUGAAACCAAAAUUAUUUGUUGGCAUUAGGGUGCACAUUGAAACUUAACAUGUUUAUAUUAGUUAAGCAAUUUCUAAAUGGUCUGUAGUGCAAUGCAGUGCCUGCAGCUCUAACAGUUAGAAGAUGGUUACAAGCAAAGAAAACUUGCAGAUGAACUAUGUAGUUGGGGUCUUCCUUCUGCUUGAAGACAUACUGUGAGGGCUAGAAACCUGGAAUUUUUAGUUGAUGAUGUUUGUAGAUAUACUUAAAAGGACAGAAAAUAUAAACUCAUAACCUUUUCUAUAAAGGGGGACAGAAGAGGGUGGAAAACUUCUUUAUUAAAAUACUGAACUGUGUUAAUGACAAAUAUUUUAAUUAUUUUUUUAAAGAGGGGGAAAUCAUAAACAUGCAGUUUUACAGAUGUGAUGUAAACCAAUGCCGUAAGCUAUCACUCCAUAGGGUAUCCUUUACAAUUCAGCCUUACAAAUGCAAACAAUAUAUAAACUUAUGUAUAUGCUGCACUGAAUACUUCAAUCCAAUCCUUGAUAUAUUUUUUACUUUAUACUAAGAUACCAUUUUCUCUCUGGUCCAUGUCUUGUAUUUAAAAUAACCUCAGACAUUAAGGGCUUGAGUCUCUGAAACUCUGAGCACAGCAAGCUACUAUUGAAAUUAGUGGCAGCUGCUAGUUGUCAGCACGUGAAAAUCAGGCCAUAAAAGUUUAUCUCAAUGCCCAGAAUUUAGAUUAGAGCUGGAAGUGCAAAUAAUGAAAAGAGAACUGCCUCAAAAGAAGCAUCUUUAGUGUUCCAGAAAUGAAUCCUUUUCCACUUACAGUCAAAUGUACUGACUCCAGUCAGUGCAAAUUCGUGUGUGUGUGUGUGUGUGUGUGUCUGUGUAUAUAUGUAUCAAUGUAAAGGAUUUAUUUAUAGCCUUCAUGUUGAUGGAAAUGUCACUUUACAAUGCAUAAAUACGUUUCUUGUAAUAUUGCAAUAUUAAAAUUGUUCAGGGUUUUUACUUUAUAUAUCAUUUCCAACAGCCUGUUCCUUUUUUAAAAAUUAUCCUAUAUAAUACUGUACUGGCUUGGAAUGUUCAGCCUGAUACGUGAUAAUGAAAUGGCAGUGUGUAGACAUUUGGGGUUUUUGUCCUGUUUGUAAGUUAUUUUGUAAAUUAUCUGUAACAUAACCUACCUACAUAUCUUACUCCAAAGCUGUCUGAGAGUGAGACUGUGUCCUUUCAUCUGUCUCCUGACUGCGUCAUUUGCAUUAUUUUGGUGAUCUUACACACAUCACUGCACUUUAAUACAGCACAUUUCACUGUUUCUUUUUUGGUGUUUUUGUUUUUUUACUACAGCUGUAAAUCAAGAAGUAUAAAAUCAGAGGUCUUUAUUGUAUGACAAUUUUGAUGAAUAAAUUUCAGCAUUUCUUGCUGGAUAUCCUCAAUCUA
Molecule: messenger RNA, 6765 nt
Organism: Gavialis gangeticus (Gharial)
Lineage: Eukaryota; Metazoa; Chordata; Crocodylia; Gavialidae
Gene: MCF2L
Product: MCF.2 cell line derived transforming sequence like
Exons: 32
Coding region: 1030-4617 (1195 amino acids)
Biological process (GO): intracellular signal transduction; positive regulation of Rho protein signal transduction
Cellular component (GO): extrinsic component of membrane; cytoplasm
Molecular function (GO): protein binding; guanyl-nucleotide exchange factor activity
Source: RefSeq, a predicted model, not a curated record